GGGCGCGCCUUCCGCCUGGGCUUCGCGCCGGAGCCGAGGCCGCCAUGGUGCAGGUGAUCGUCUCCCGGACGGGGCCCGGCGGCCUGGCGGAGUGGCUGCUGCUGGAGCUGCAGGGCGAGCUGGAGGCGCGGCGCGGGGCCGGCCUGGCCGGGCGGCUGCUGGGGGACCUGCACUACACGCGGGAGGGGGUCCCGGUGCUCAUCGUCGGGCACCACAUCCUGUACGGGAAGGCGGUGCAGCUGGAGAAGCCCCUCGCCGUGCUGGCCAAGCGGGCGGGCGGCGGCGGCCCCCGGUACUGCGUGACGGCGCUCGUCAAGCGGAAGCUGCUCUUCAAGGCGCGCCCCAAGCCCAUCGUCACCUGCGUGGCCAAGCGGGUGUGAGAGCCGCCGGCCGCCUCCGGGACGCCUCGCCCGCGGGCGCACGGCCCCCGGCAGGGCUGCCAGCUCCGGCACGGGCCGCCGCCCGGCGCCUUCCUUGCGCGCCCGGUCCCGACACACGAGCAUCUUCCCUGCAAUUCCUCCUCGCUCUGCGGGCGGCCCAAAAGGGCAAGCGAGGGUCGCGGCCGGCCUGCCGUCCCCGGGGCGGGAGGUGUCAGUCGAGCUGCGACCCCGAGAGUCCUGCGCCGCCCUGUAUCCUGCCAGCCAGAAAGCCCGGUCCCGCUGCGGGCCUUUCUGGGCCCAGGCUGGCUUCAUCUGCUCCCCUCUGGCUCCCUAAUCCAUCCUUCAGGGAGCUCAGCCCUCUGGGGUCCCAGUCGUUGCCUUCUGGCUCCUGAGCAGGGACUUGGCUUCUGCAAACGCACCAGCAUUUUCUCUGGAAAAGCCUUGGGUUAGUGGGCUCCCUGGUAAACAUGCAGGGAACUGAAGCAUGGAGAUGAGAUACGGGGGGCAUCGGACAUCUUCUUCCUCUCUUUCUGGAGGGACCCGCCAGUGUUUAGGAGGGAAAUGGGGGAGAAACAAGCCUCUGUUCCCUGCAGACCCAUCACGCCCUCCUUUUCCCAGCCACAAUGAAAUUGCAACCAGAACCAUGGUUGUUUUCAAGGUCCUUCUUUAAUUGCAACAAAUGUGUUAUCCUUUAAAAAAAACCAAACCUUGGCAUUUUUUAAAAAUAUGAAAAUGUAGAUAAAAAAUAAAUAAGUUUACAAAUA
Messenger RNA from Varanus komodoensis (Komodo dragon), 1144 nucleotides. It is a transcript of the gene CHTF8, whose product is annotated as chromosome transmission fidelity factor 8. NCBI's taxonomy places the organism in Eukaryota, Metazoa, Chordata, Lepidosauria, Squamata, Varanidae. Gene Ontology annotation, biological process: mitotic sister chromatid cohesion. The record is from RefSeq and is a predicted model, not a curated record. Gene Ontology annotation, cellular component: Ctf18 RFC-like complex. The transcript has 3 exons. Bases 45 to 380 code for a protein of 111 amino acids.